UUAACUAACCCGGGCCCCUGACAGCGCAGCACAAUCUCGUUUCUUCUUCUUCUGUCUCAAGCGCACACACAUCAUCAUCUUCUCCAUCAUCUUCCGCAGGCACACACUUCAUCAUCCAUCCCUCUAUCUCUGUACUCAACAUUUCUUUCCUCAACUAGUCAACUUCAGACCGGCCGCCUGCUGCCCGUGCCCAUGCUCACCACCGGUACGGUCUUCCUCCUCACCGCCCUAUUAUAUUCAGUGCAGCCCUACACCUACCGCUGCUUCUACUGCUACUUCACCCUUCUUUCUCUCUCAUCUAUCUUCCUUUCCUUUCCCUUCCCUGCUUCUGCUUGUGGGAUCUCUCUGCGACUCUGCCAGCCUUGUACUGCUUCCACUCCCACUCCCACUCCCACUCCCACUCAUUCCUUCUUCCUCCUCCCUUUCCUUCCCCCUUUUCCUCACCUCCCUCUUUACAGUUUGUGCUGUCUGCUGUGCCUGUGCACGCAUAGGUAGCUAGCUACCUCCUCCAUCUUUCUCACACCUCCACCCAGCUUCAUGCUCUCCCACCUUCGCCACCUCAAUUCUUCUGUAAAAGUCUAGCGGGAAAGCCAGGAGGCGCCGUGAAGGCGCAAAAUUCUGCCUUUCACGCACAAAUCCGACGCGUCGGCCGGCAUGCAGCAGCAGCAGCCGGGCAUGCCGCCAUUCUCGCCUGCCGGCGGGACGGCGGUGGGCCAGCACGCUCAGCCAGCGGCCCCGUCGCCCAUCAGCAGCCGCCCGCCGGAGGGUCAGCAGGUGGACGAGCUCGGCGCCGGCGGUUCGGCUGCUGCAGGCAGCUUCGACCACGAGGGGCUGUCCGCGGCCGGCGAUGAGGGCGAGCGCGGCGGGUCGGCGGGCAACCGGUGGCCGCGGCAGGAGACGCUGGCGCUGCUCAAGAUCCGGUCGGAGAUGGACGCCGCGUUCCGGGAGGCCGCCCUCAAGGGCCCCCUCUGGGAACAAGUCUCCAGGAGGCUCGAGGCGAUGGGGUACAAGCGGAGCGCAAAGAAGUGCCGCGAGAAGUUCGAGAACGUCGACAAGUACUACAAGCGUACCAAGGACGGCCGCGCUGGCCGCGGCGACGGCAAGGCCUACCGCUUCUUCUCCGAGCUCGAGGCUCUCCACGGAGCUUCCUCGCCGCACCCGCCAGCGUCUUUCGCGCCGACACCGGUGGCCAUGGCACCGCCGGCCACGCUGGUCGUCCCUCUGGGCGCGUCCGGCGUGGCGUCGGCCGUGCAUGCUGCGCGCGUGCACGCCGAGCCGCUGCCUCCUGUGCCCACCGUACCGCAGCAGGCGCCGAGUGGCACCUCCGCACCUGCGGCCGCCGCCACCGGCGUGACAUGCAUGAUGACGGCGGGUGAAGUCAGCUUCUCGUCGGGCUCGGACGGGGAGGACACGGAGGAGACGGGUGAUGGAGCGAAGCGUAAGCGGCGGAACGGUGGCGGCGGCAGCAACAAGGUAAUGCGAUUCUUCGAUGGCCUCAUGCGGCAGGUCAUGGAGCGGCAGGAGGAGAUGCAACAGCGGUUCAUCGAGGCCAUAGAGAGGCGGGAGCAGGACCGGAAGAUCCGCGAGGAGGCGUGGCGGCGGCAGGAGGUGGCGCGCCUCGCCCGCGAGCAGGACGCGCUCGCCCAGGAGCGCGCCAUCGCCGCCUCCCGCAACGCCGCCGUCGUCUCGUUCAUACAAAGGGUCACCGGCCAGACUAUCCCGAUGCCCACCGUCGCAGCGCCAACGGCCAUGAUCAGCGCAGUGACACAGCCGCCUUUGCAGCCCACGCCGGUUGCUUCAGCUGCACCGGCGCCGGUGCGGUUGAAGCACCACCACCAACCGCCAUCAAUUCAGAUGGCGCCGAAACAACACACAAUGCCGAUGAUAGCACAGCCCCAGUCGCAACCACAGGCGCCGCCAGAGCAGGCACAGAGCAAGGAGAUCAUCGUCCGGGUGCCGGCGGAGUGGCAGGACACGGUGGGGUCCGGAGGCGGCGCGCCGUCGCCGUCCAGGUGGCCGAAGGCGGAGGUGCACGCGCUGAUCCAGCUGCGCAGGGAGCUGGAGGCGCGGUACCAGGGUUCGGGUCCCAAGGGCCCGCUGUGGGAGGACAUCUCGGCGGGGAUGCGGCAGCUGGGCUACAGCCGGAGCGCGAAACGGUGCAAGGAGAAGUGGGAGAACAUCAACAAGUACUUCAAGAAGGUGAAGGAGAGCAACAAGAAGCGGCCCGAGGACUCCAAGACCUGCCCCUACUUCCACCAGCUCGACGCACUCUACCGCAACAAGGCGCUCGCCUCUUCCGGCGCCGGCGUCGUCGGUGCAGCUCCGCCACCGCGCGCAGAGUCUGUCACCGUGCUGACCGCGGUGCCGCUGUCCCAGACGGCGCCGCCCGCCGAGCACGGGGGCAAUGACUGUAGCAACGGCAACGGCCAUGGGAAUAAUGGCUGCGCGAGUAGGGGCUUUUCAGGAAAUGGCGGCAGCUCCGGGGGCAUGCAAACGAAGGCGAGCAACGGCGGUGUUGCGGGGCUUGCGGCCAGGCAGUUCUCCGCCGAAGGCAACGGCAUGGCGACGAACAAGCAAGAAGAUGUCGUCACGAAGGAGACGACGGAGCAGCAGAGGCCGCAGCCGGUGUCCAUGAACCACAGUUACGACGACAGAAUGGACGCCGUGGACAGCGACACCAUGGACGACGACAACGAUGACGAAGACGACUUUGACGACGACGACGAAGGCGAUGUUGGCGGCGGCAACAGCAACACGAUGCAGUACGAGAUCCAGUUCCAGCGGCAGCAGCAGAACCAGAGCAGCGUCGUCCGGCCGAGCGCGAGCGGCGGCGGCGCCGGGUCAGGCCCCGGCCCGGCAACGACAAGUGGGUCGUUCUUGGCCAUGGUCCACCACUAGCUACAACAUAUACACCAAGAAAUGCUUGGAUCGAUCAGCUAGCUACUUGCAUGUCACUCCAUGGCCAUGCUGCUACAAACUUGUGUGCUUGCUCAGGUAAAAGUAAAACCCGGACCCUAGCUAAAAACCUAAUCGCCAAAGUUUCAAUCUUCUCCUGCACAACAAGUUUUAGCCUUUCCCUUCAUCCAUCAUUUCAUCCAGCUCAUGCACAUACACAUCGACGUAUACACCAUAAACAUGUGAGAUUCACCAUACAUAUAUACGUGGGAUUGGAGGAAGGUGUACUGUCUGUCGCGUAGAUAUAUACUGUUUAUUACUGCUUUACUACAAUUGUAUGGUACUGAGACAUCUCUAGCUACAGCUAGGGAAACAUGUGCUAGUGCUCACGCGGGAAUUCCUUUAUUUUUUUGGGUAUACUUUUGGACCUUUUUCCUUUUAAGAAAUUUACUGAAGUGUCCAUUAUAUAUGUGUAAUUUAUUACUUAUUAUAUAAUGUGGUUGUAUUAACGACUGUUAAAAUGUACGUACGUACACUUGGUAAAUGUAAAACUCUUGAGGUU
This is a messenger RNA of Phragmites australis (common reed), 3457 nucleotides long. Its product is annotated as trihelix transcription factor GTL1-like. NCBI's taxonomy places the organism in Eukaryota, Viridiplantae, Streptophyta, Magnoliopsida, Poales, Poaceae. The transcript has 3 exons. The record is from RefSeq and is a predicted model, not a curated record. Bases 655 to 2898 code for a protein of 747 amino acids.